AUGCAAACUAAACCAUGUCCUCGCAAGAAAAGAAACUACAAAAACUUGUCUCUCGAUAAUUCACCGUUGAUAUCCAUUCGGCUUGCGGAAACCUCGGCGAAACAGCAAGAGUAUGACAAGUUGUACAAAGAACUCAACGAUCUCGAGAUUGGUCUCGAACUUCGUCUCGAUCUACGUGCCGAAGAUCUCCAGACCCUGGAUGAACUGGGAUCUGGCAAUGGAGGCACCGUAUGCAAAGUCCUUCACAUGCCUACCAAAACCAUCAUGGCGAAAAAGACGAUAUACCCGCAAUCGCAGUUAGAUGCUCUUGAUACCCCGCAAUCACUGCCAACGUCGCAGUUGUUGAAUCGCCUCCCUCCUAUGCCCAUUCAGCCACCCUCGUCCCGAGGUUUAGCCGUUCCUUCCAAACCUGCCAAAUCCGUAUCAUACCACUUGCCGGGAUCCAAAGUCGAUCCCCCGCCUAACAGUACCGAUUUCUCCACGCAACGGCACCCGAUCCUUUGUUCCCCCGAGAAACGUCCCGUCGUCAACCAACGAAUAUCUGUGCGCAAACAAAUCAUGCGUGAAAUGCAGUUCCUGCAUGACUGCAAUUCGGAACAUAUCGUGAGCUUCUAUGGGGCUUUUAUGAGCGGUGAUGACAUUUCCAUAUGUAUGGAGUAUAUGGAUGUCGGUUCCUUGGACCAAAUCUACAAAGCAAGUGGUCCCAUAGAAAUGGAUAUACUGAAAAAGAUUGCUUAUGCGGUGGUCGAUGGUUUGAUGUACCUUUACGACUGUCAUCGUAUCAUUCAUCGCGAUAUCAAACCAUCCAAUAUUCUUGUUAACUCUGCUGGGCAAAUCAAGCUUUGCGAUUUCGGCGUCUCGGGGCAACUGAUCGAUUCCAUUGCCAAUACCUUUGUAGGCACCAGUUCCUACAUGAGUCCUGAACGCAUUCUUGGUUCGCCUUAUUCGGUGAAAUCGGAUGUGUGGUCGAUCGGUAUCACCCUGAUGGAAUUAGGUUUGGGCCAAUUCCCUUUUCUUUCUGCAAAGUCACUUUCCGUUUUCGAAUUACUGCAUUAUAUUGUCAAUGAACCUGUACCCGCGUUACCGCCUCAUCAAUACCCUGCUGAUUAUGAACAGUUUAUAUCGAUGUGUCUUGUCAAAGAUGUCGACUCACGUGCAACACCAAAAGAGCUGACGCACACGGCGUAUUUCCUGUCAGCCCAGGAACUCAAAGUGGAUCUUCGAGCUUGGGCUCAGAAACACAAGCAAUGA
This is a messenger RNA of Radiomyces spectabilis, 1251 nucleotides long. Its product is annotated as kinase-like domain-containing protein. The transcript is spliced from 8 exons. The record is from RefSeq and is a predicted model, not a curated record. Lineage: Eukaryota; Fungi; Mucoromycota; Mucoromycetes; Mucorales; Radiomycetaceae. The coding region runs from base 1 to 1251 and encodes 416 amino acids. Gene Ontology annotation, biological process: protein phosphorylation. Gene Ontology annotation, molecular function: protein kinase activity; ATP binding.